Molecule: messenger RNA, 570 nt
Organism: Ornithodoros turicata
Lineage: Eukaryota; Metazoa; Arthropoda; Arachnida; Ixodida; Argasidae
Exons: 1
Coding region: 1-570 (189 amino acids)
Biological process (GO): DNA integration
Molecular function (GO): nucleic acid binding
Source: RefSeq, a predicted model, not a curated record
AUGGACUAUGCAGACCCGAUUGAAGGAAGAAUUUUAUUAGUCGUUCUGGAUAGUCAUUCUGGCUGGCUAGAGGCUAUCCCAGUAAAAUUUGCAGAAGUGACUGUUGUUAAUCCCCGACGCUUACGUGCCCGCUUCGGACUACCAACAUGCUUCGUAACUGACAACGACACCACAUUCACAGGUGCGGCCUUCCAAGAAUUUGUAAAGAGAAAUGGGAUUCGCCACAUACGAACAGCUCCUUAUCAUCCGAAGGCAAACGGACUUGCAGAACGGGUUGUUAGAAGCGUGAAAGAAGAAGCUCUUAAAAAGUUGACGGGCGGAUCACUGGAAAUCCGGCUCCAACGCUGGCUACAUAACCACAGAAGGACACCAUCAGCUGCCAAUAGGGCAAAGGCUCCUGUCGAAAUGUUAUUCAACUUCCUGCCACGUAGUCACCUGGAUAUCAUCAAUGACUAUGUGGUCAAAAACCUGAGUACGACCCAGCAAGACGUGGGCAGGUUUGAAACCUGGAGGGGCGCAAACAAUGCAAUCGACAGGGAUGGAUACCUGGUAUCAUGCUUGAAGGACUAG